Chelmon rostratus (copperband butterflyfish) is the source of this 1164-nucleotide messenger RNA. It is a transcript of the gene mindy4b, whose product is annotated as MINDY family member 4B. NCBI's taxonomy places the organism in Eukaryota, Metazoa, Chordata, Actinopteri, Chaetodontiformes, Chaetodontidae. Gene Ontology annotation, molecular function: K48-linked deubiquitinase activity; cysteine-type deubiquitinase activity. The record is from RefSeq and is a predicted model, not a curated record. The transcript is spliced from 10 exons. The coding region runs from base 211 to 1164 and encodes 317 amino acids. Gene Ontology annotation, biological process: protein K48-linked deubiquitination.
UCCAUUCCCAGGAGACUGGUCAUCUCAGCCGGCCUCGGAGGAACGCCGAUCACCCCACAGCUGACAGAGAGCCUGAGGAGGAUUCUGUUUGGAGGAACGUUUCACGUCUUCAACUACGAGUGGAGGAAAUCUUACUUUCAGUUCAGGGAGCUGAACUCUGAGUUAUCCUACGCUCUGGAGACUGACAGGGGUGGAGCGCGAGCCGUUCAGAUGGUCGUCCAGGCUCGAAUCAUUAAACACCUGCUGUUCAUCCGACAGAGCGGCUCAGACGGACGGACGCUACACAGUCUCUGUGAAGUAGGACAGAAGGAUCAGGAGAGGGCACUGGCAGCAGCACUGUCCGACAGUCUCUGGUUGGCUGGCCAGGAGGUCAGUGCCACCGUUACCUUGGUAACCGAAGACUACUGUACGACACCUCACCUGGACUACAAACUGGACAACUUCACAGAGAGGUUGCAGCUGUUCUCAUUUCACAAGAAAGAAGACGUGAGGGAGUUCAUCCUCGAGCACAUACAGUGUUUUAAGGAGGAGGGGAGUCAUGGAGUCAUCCUGUUCCUGUACAGCCUCAUCUGCUCCCGGACAGUUGACAGGCUGAAGGAGGAUCUGGACUCCACCACCUCCCACCUGCUGUACCUCAGUCUGGGAAACUUCGUCUGCUGUCAGGCUUUGCUGAACCUGCUGCUGACCGGCAGGGCCAGUCCCAAUGUUUUUAAUGGGACUCGGCAUUUCGGGGAGGACGGCCGGCCUCUGGAGCGCCCCCUGCUGGGCGUCCAGUCUCGUAGCGACGUGGGAUAUCUUCACUGGAGCCGAGAGCAGAUGGAAAGAGGCAGGCUGCCGCCGGUGGGCAGCAUGUUGAAGACCCCGAGGUUUCCGGUCUGGCUCUGCUGCAUAAACAGCAGCUACUCGGUCGCGUUCAGUCUGAACCGCUCGCUGCUGUCCGACUGGAAGAUGGAGCAUCUGUUCCACCUUUACUACUACAGCGGCCAGAAGUCCCAGAAGACCACAGCCAGACUGACUGUAGACACUCACUCCCACCACUGGGAGGCGUCAUCCAGAGACUCAGAUGGAGACCCAGAGAAAAGGUUUCCCUCACUGGAGAUGACCAUCAGGACCAAGUGGGACGGAGCCGCGAUAGACUGGGACAGCACUUCACCUUUCUACUGA